This is a messenger RNA of Theileria annulata, 717 nucleotides long. RefSeq lists its product as uncharacterized. The transcript is spliced from 3 exons. Gene Ontology annotation, molecular function: U6 snRNA binding; metal ion binding; pre-mRNA binding. Lineage: Eukaryota; Apicomplexa; Aconoidasida; Piroplasmida; Theileriidae. Gene Ontology annotation, cellular component: Prp19 complex; U2-type catalytic step 1 spliceosome; U2-type catalytic step 2 spliceosome. The coding region runs from base 1 to 717 and encodes 238 amino acids. The record is from RefSeq and is a predicted model, not a curated record.
AUGGAGAGUGCUAGAGAUAUAACAAUAUUGAAAGAUGAGAAAUCAGAAUUUCCAAUAUUAUGUGAAACAUGUUUAGGACCAAAUCCAUUAAUACGUAUGAUGAAACAGAAUAUGGGUAAAGAAUGUAAAGUAUGUGAACGUCCAUUUACAAUCUUUAGAUGGAAACCAGGACCAAAAUCAAGAUAUAAACAAACUAUCAUUUGUCAAAUUUGUGCUAAAAUUAAAAAUUUAUGUCAAACUUGUUUAUUUGAUUUACAAUAUGGAUUACCAAUACAAGUACGAGAUAAAUUUAUGAAUAAUCCAAUAGAAUUACCAGAUUCUAAUAAAAAUUUAAUAUAUAAAUUAAAUAAUAUACAAACUAAUAAUGAACCACAAAUUGAUCCACACAAUGAAGAAAUAUUGAAGAGAAUAUCAAGAGUUGCUCCAUAUUAUCGUAGAAAUAAGCCAAGAUUAUGUACAUUUUGGAUACGUGGUAUAUGUAAUAGAGGUGAAGAAUGUCCAUAUUCACAUGAACAAGAUUCAUUUGAUCCAAGUUUAUCCAAACAAAAUAUACUCGGUAGAUAUAAAGGUAAAAAUGAUCCAUUAGCCUUAAAAAUCUUCAAACAACUUGAACUUGAACGAGAUAAUGAGAGAGAUAAAGAGAAAGAGAAUGAGAAAGGUAGUGAGAUGGAAUAUCCAUCAAUGAAUCCAACUGAAGCUAUUAAAAGAUUAAAUUAA